Molecule: messenger RNA, 1424 nt
Organism: Hordeum vulgare subsp. vulgare (domesticated barley)
Lineage: Eukaryota; Viridiplantae; Streptophyta; Magnoliopsida; Poales; Poaceae
Exons: 8
Coding region: 532-1131 (199 amino acids)
Source: RefSeq, a predicted model, not a curated record
UCCUGACCUAAUCUCGUGCUCCGGGCUCCAAUCGGCUGUCGUUGUAGUUGUGCGUCGCCGCCGAAGCCUGACACGCCAUCCGGCCGGAGUCUCCGCCGCCCUGCCCCCUCCCCCUUCCCUCCAGGACUCGUGCAGGCCCUUCCUGCUGUUCCGCCCUCCCUCGUGCGAACCUCCAUCCGCCCCGGCGGGUAUUCGUCUAGCGCCGGCCGUCCGGAGCUGCGCCGCGCCACAAGGGUCAUCAGGGGGCUUUACAGACUAUUCAAACUCAAUCCACAGUUUCUCUGUUGUUCCAACCAAACAACUGUCAACUUUCUCACAGUUCUCAGCUCACAUCUGCUUUCCCACAGUUCACAGCAGUUUUUCCAAAAUCUUCAUCUGAACCAAUCACACCCUAAUGAUUUGAUUGGCUGCUCCAUAUUAGUUUUACACUUACUAAAGUCUAGUUCUAUCCCUGUUGAACAGGGCAUCAGCAUUGUCAAUUGGAGAGGCUUGGAGCUGCUUCAUCAUCCUUAGGAGAGUAGCAAACAAGAUAUGGAUUCAGUGCCACUCACUGCUGAAGCUAUUGCCUUUACUGAGAAAAAGAUGGACAUGACUCUGGAGGAUAUUAUUAAGAUGUCAAAGAAAAAAGUUCCUGCAGGCAAGAAAGCCCCUAGACAGCAGGUAAAAAAGCGUCCUUUCCAGAAUGGUAAUAGUAAUCAAGGGAAGGCAAAGGUUCAGCGAUUUCAUGAGUCUAGAUCAUCUAUCCGACAAGGUGUUCUGGCACAAAGGAGGUCAAAUCUUGAUGCAAAUCAGUUCCAAAUCACAAAGCAGGCUGCAAACAAGGCUGCUACUAUGCCUGUGCGUGGUAGGGCUGACAGAUGGAACAAACCAAGUGGCCCGUCUACCUCAGCACAGAGGAGGCCCGUAAGCGAGGCUCUUCAGAACAGCAAGGGUAAGGAGAUGCAGAAUGAGCCUCCAAGGACAAUGGAUGCGCUCUUUGCACAGAUGAAGCAGCAGCGGAUGAGGAUCAUGCCACCGCAGCAGUCAAAUGCUACCCGUGGCCAUCAGGUUAACCAGCAGCGGCGUGGUCAGCAGCAGCAGCGGCGAGGCAGAGGGGUAUAUGGUGUCCGCAGUGGUGGUGGUAACCGAUGAGCACGGCAUAACAUUAAAGCCCUUGUUAUCACUCGUAUUCCUCGGAAGGGAGAAGCCGCCUCACCCCUGGAAUUCUACCCGGCCAUUUGUAUUCUCUGCAAGCUGUGAGCAGAAUCUUAACCGAAGUUUAUAGGCAGUUUUCUACUAGUUUUUGUUUCAAUUUCCCAAUGUAAAUUGUUUGCUAGUCCUUUGGUUCCUACCGUAUGAUUACAUAUGGGAAUUGGUAUAUUACUGACUGCUUUGGUUGAUAAGUAUCGUACUCUGCCAGAUGAGAGUAAAAUGGCAAAGGUGAA